UAAUGGAAUAUACAAGAUUAGGAAAUACAGGUUUAUUGAUAUCGAGAAUUUCUUUUGGAAAUAUGGUAAAUUUUGCUCCUGAAGAUGAAGAAGUUAAUACAGAAAUUAUCAAAACUUGUUAUGAAGCAGGUGUUAAUUUCUUUGAUACUGCCGAAUUGUAUUCUUAAUUCUUAAAAUCUAGUUAUGAAAAUGGCAAAGCUGAGGCUUAAUUAGGCAGAUCCAUCAAAAAAUUAAAUAUUCCUCGAGAAAAGAUUAUAGUUUCUGUGAAGAUACAGGCAAAUAAUUUUGAAGGAGGAAACAAUGUUAAUAGGCUACUCACCCUUAAUCGUAAACAUGUAAUUGAAGGUGUUAAUGCGUCGCUUGCUAGAAUGUAACUAGAAUAUGCUGAUAUUGCUUUUGCUCACAUUUAUGAUCCAGAUACACCUAUUGAAGAAGUAUGCAGAGGAUUCAAUCAAGUCAUUGAAGAUGGCAAAGCCUUUUAUUGGGGAACAUCUAAUUGGAAACCUUCAUAAGUCUAAGAUGCGUUCAACUAUUGUGAUAAACAUGGCUUAAUCAGACCUGUUGUUGAACAGUGUCCAUAUAAUAUGUUUACUAGAAAUAUUAUAGAAAAAGAUUAUGUAGAUAUAUUUGAAGAAGGAUAUGGUACAACAAUCUACAGUCCCUUAUAAGGAGGAUUAUUGACUGGAAAAUACAAUGGCGGUAUAAUCCCUUAAGGAAGUAGAGCAGGAACUGAUAAUGGAUGGUUAACUAAGGAAUUAUCUUACUAAUUUAUCUUUAAAAGAUUUUGUAUUAUAAUUAUAUUAUACUACUUUAGUGGAAGAUCCUGAGUCAAUCGCAAAACUAAAAAAAUUAGGAGAUUUAGCAGAGUCAAUAGGAUAUACUUAAACAUAACUAGCCAUUGCUUGGACUUUAUUUAAUAAAAAUGUAUCAACAGCUAUAAUUGGGGCCAAGACUGUUUAAUAAGUGAAGGAUUCUUUGAAAGCAUUUGAAUUAUAUAAGAAGUGGGAUCAAGAAUUAGAAUAAAAAGUUGAAGCAAUCUUGCAAAAUAAACCAAAAUAAGAUUUUAAUUGGUAAACUGGAAAACCUUUUCCUGAUAGAAGAUGAA
Molecule: messenger RNA, 1105 nt
Organism: Paramecium pentaurelia
Lineage: Eukaryota; Ciliophora; Oligohymenophorea; Peniculida; Parameciidae
Source: the annotation of a GenBank genome assembly